GCAAACGCUUGUUGACUCAUUGUUGGAAUAUCGAUACAGCGUGGCGUGCCCUUGUUUCCGAGAAAACGCGGAUGUUUGUGUCUUAUUCAAGCUACAGUCAGUAUAAAUGACACGAAUGUAGGCAAAGCGUCUCACUCAAGUUUGAUUCUACAAAGUAUCAAGGUGAAAAUGAAGACUCUUCUUGUUCUAAUUCUGACUGUUUGGUUUCAGACAUCUACCACAGAAGCAAGCCUCUGUCCGAACGCAACUGAAGGUCAAGUCAUUGAUUGGGAGAAGUUGGGAAGUUUGAACACAUAUUGGUAUGAUGUCAUCGACAUUCCAAAACCAGCCACCGAUGUUGAUUGCUGGGAUUGGAAACACAUUUGUCCAGUUCAAGAUGGAUUAAGGGCUACAUUAGUCCAAUACGUUGAAGGCGGUACAGGCAAACAUCAGAUGAAAGUGCAUUUUAUAUUGAAUGAGGAUGGAUCCUAUAGUUGGGAUAUUAAAAACAAAAGACGUUUCAGAAAAAAGACGAAAAAGGCCUUGGACCACAAAAUCAAUGAUCAAAUGAUUGAAGACAUAGACGUCCAAGCGGACUUACUUUUUAAGCUGAAAUUCUGGUUCAUGACUGAUUACGAAAACUAUUUCAUAGUAGGGACCUGUGCUGCUGGAGAAGACAAUAUUUAUGGCGCGUUUAUAAAAUUCAACAAACAAAAUCCGCCUGUUUCCGGUGUACUAGAUAUCUGGAACAGAUUCUCGGAUCUUGAUGAGUCACCACAAGUCUACUUAAAGACAGCUUGCAUUAAUAGACACCCUGAAGUUUUUUAAUAAUUGAAGGAGUGUUUUAUUUCUCGAUUUUAACAAUUUGACUAAUUUGAAAUAUUAUACAUGACUGAGUAAUAAUUAUUAUACAAAAAUAAAAUAAAUGACUAGUUUUAAAUUUCGUAUUACUGUUUUUCCUCGUUUUAAAUAAAUUUGGCAUUAUGUGUUGACUUUCA
Molecule: messenger RNA, 977 nt
Organism: Styela clava
Lineage: Eukaryota; Metazoa; Chordata; Ascidiacea; Stolidobranchia; Styelidae
Source: RefSeq, a predicted model, not a curated record